AUGGCAUUCGAUAUGGAAGCGUUUAUUGGAAUGGUCGAAAAUUAUCCUUUCCUAUAUGACAAAAGCAAAAAGAAAUUUAAAGAUGUUUCUUUUAAACACACGUAUUGGACAGCAAUAGGAACUGCUUUUAAUAUUUCAGCUGAAGAAGCCAUAAAAAAAUGGAAAAACUUGAAAGAUAGAUACACAAAGUUAAAAAACAAUAUAAAUAAGUCGAAAAGAAGUGGUGCAGCUACUUCUGAAAUUUACAAAACAAAUUGGAAGUAUUUCGACUUACUAGAUAAUAUGCUAAAAGGCGGAUUGAGAAAUGAACACUUAAAAACCAGUAAUGUUCCAAGAAUGAGAUGUGGUCUAAACAAUGAACAAGCACCUGGAGGCAUGCUGGAGGAGAAAACAGGUCAUUCUGGAGAAGGACUUGAGAACAAGUGGACGACGAGCGAAGAGGAGCAAAGUUGA
Molecule: messenger RNA, 453 nt
Organism: Centruroides sculpturatus (bark scorpion)
Lineage: Eukaryota; Metazoa; Arthropoda; Arachnida; Scorpiones; Buthidae
Exons: 3
Coding region: 1-453 (150 amino acids)
Biological process (GO): regulation of transcription by RNA polymerase II
Cellular component (GO): nucleus; transcription regulator complex
Source: RefSeq, a predicted model, not a curated record